CCUCAUCGUUUUGCAACAGGACCAGACCGGAGAUCCUCCAAAUCCCAACAAUCUCCUGGUGUUGGUGAGGAGAUGGCUAAUGUUACAGAAUGCUCCCAUUCUGCGGUAACGAAUUUUAUUCGGGGGGUAAAUGCACAGUUGUGGCGCUCCAAUACGCUCAUGGCUGCCAACGCCGUACUUGUCCUGAUCAUGGUAGCGAUCAGUGCCUCUGGGCGGCACUAUCGUCAAGUUGGAGUGACCCGCUUCGUCUUCCAAGGAGCCACAGUACUGUACCUUCCCAUCAUCUCCUAUGUUGUCUCCUCCAUUGGCAAGUACAACACAAGAGGCCUGGAUAUGUAUUGCUAUGGCGAGUACAACGUAGUCAUGCUCCUAAUUUGGGCAGUUCUUGUUCAAAUUGUUGGAACCAAUACAAGUGCAACUGUCGCUAUUGAUGAUGAUGAUGGUCAGAAGCUCGGCCCCUCAAUCGAGUUACUCGCUCGUGCAGUCUGGACAUCAUAUCUUGUGUUCUACUAUUUACAUCAUCAUUAUUUGAUUAUGCCAUCCAUCACCUUCCACUAUAAAUCCUUCAUCCAACGUCACUACCUUUGGAACUUUCUCAUUGUCUUGUGUGUACUUAGUUUUGCAAAAAUUACGCUCAAGUUCUAUGCAUUUGAGAAAGCAAGAAGAUCUUUCGCUCUUGGUCGGAACUCUCGUCUUGUUGCUGGAUAUAUGGAACAAUUAUUAGGAGAGAACCAUCAAGGAUCUGAAAAUGAGUUGAUUCCACCACUUAUUGUGAUGGGCGAAGAGAAACAGGAAAUUGAGGAAACACCUCAUGGGUAUACUAUCAAGCAGAGGAAGAAUAGCUUGGUCACCAUUAAUAAAGUUUGGCAAAUGGCGGACAACAAUGACAUCCUUCUGGCACGUCGACCAUGGCUUACAAAUUUAUGCCUUUCAUUUGCAUUAUUCAAACUGCUUAAACAUCAGUUUGCAAAGUGCCACCUUGUCGUACUUGGCUCUACCAAGGCGUUCAAUUUUGUUCUAAAUGUACUUCUUAACAAGAGAAAUCCAGAGACGGUAUUCAGAGUCAUUGCAAAUGAGGUAUCCUUUAUACUCGAUUCUUAUUAUUCAUCCCUCCCAACUUCCAACUUUGGGCGAUUGCUGCCAGUUCUUAACAUCAUCGUCUCCCUCUCAAUUAUAACAUGGUGCUUGCUCGCCAUGGCAAAGACAGCAUAUCUAUCUGAUCCAUCUGUGACCCAUCAAAUAUAUUGUGAACCUUCAUGUGUGUUGCCCAUGGAGAACCGGUUCUACUCUAAUUAUAACCAGUUGUACCUCGGCAACAUACUUUUUAACUCAUUGCCCACAUAUUCCCUAUUUGUAGUAGUUAUACUUGCCGAGGCAUGGGACAUCAUAUCCUACUUCUGCUCCAACUGGUUCAAGGUAACCCUGCUUUGUAGCUAUGUAACCCAUGUCUCUUGGCAGCAGUCUCCUUGUAUGCAGAGAUUGCUUGCUCUUGUUCUGCCAUUCAAGAUCAAGUUCAUAAAGAAUUAUUGGACUGAUAAAAUGGGUCAAGCAUCGCUACUAGCACAACCACAGCCAAAAAAAUGUGUCUUUACCCAACCAUUCUUUUACUUCUUUGGUCUGAGGCCGAGGUUACAGCAUGUCAAUGUAUCAUCAGACGUGAAGGCCUCCAUUAUUGACACUUUGAAAAAUAGCAACAAUUGCCUGAGCAAAGGCACCACUGCCCUCCUGAAUAACGGGAUAGGCAAUCAUGUCCUCUGGGCAUGCGAAGAAACAAGACACAUCCCAUGUUAUCCUUGUUUGGCACAUCGCCACCGGCAUCUUCGAGGCCAGGUAUGGAGCUUCAACCGGUUGCUCGGCCGAGAAGAACACCACAAUGCAUUUGUCAAGGUAUUGUGUCUAUCUGAUGGAAUCCACUCCUGAACUAUUGCCACCUGAUAAGGCAUGGUCCAAGAAAUUGUACAAGAUCGUGAGCGAAGAUAUCAAACGUGCUCUCCCCGGUGGCAGCAUGUCGGUAGAAUAUGGCAGCAUGGUAGAACUCCUUGGUGGGGAGUCCAGGCAUGAGGUGGUGAAUAAAGGAGCGAGGCUAGGAAAGCAACUGGUGGAGCUAGUUCAAGAUGAGGAGACAGGGUGGCACAUCUUGGCUAGCUUUUGGUCCGAGUUGAUCUUGUAUGUUGCUCCCUCUCAUAACAUCAAGGCGCAUAAGAAGGCACGUGCCAAUGGUACCGAGCUGGUGACGCUCAUCUGGGCCUUGCUGAGGCAUGCCGAGAUUGACAGGCCAAACACCCAAGCCGUUGUUUAGGGUUAAAAUGGUUUUGUGUUUCCUUUUCAAUGGUUUGUGUGUGCUCCUAGCUACAAGUGGGUGUGAUUUGCUUUGUGCUUAUUUAAUGUGUAUGGCGGGUCAGCCUGGAUGACUAACUCUAAGAUCGGACAUUUCUUUCGUUCAUAAGUAUUUUUGUUAUUAGUGUGCUCUUGAUGUACGUGUGAUUUGCUUUGUGUUUUGGUCUUAUUUGCAUCUGCCAUGUACUGUUAAGUGAUUAUUACU
Messenger RNA from Aegilops tauschii subsp. strangulata, 2542 nucleotides. RefSeq lists its product as uncharacterized. NCBI's taxonomy places the organism in Eukaryota, Viridiplantae, Streptophyta, Magnoliopsida, Poales, Poaceae. The record is from RefSeq and is a predicted model, not a curated record.